This is a messenger RNA of Populus euphratica (Euphrates poplar), 931 nucleotides long. RefSeq names its product protein BUD31 homolog 2. Bases 132 to 569 code for a protein of 145 amino acids. NCBI's taxonomy places the organism in Eukaryota, Viridiplantae, Streptophyta, Magnoliopsida, Malpighiales, Salicaceae. The record is from RefSeq and is a predicted model, not a curated record. The transcript is spliced from 4 exons. Gene Ontology annotation, biological process: mRNA splicing, via spliceosome. Gene Ontology annotation, cellular component: spliceosomal complex; nucleus.
AAAUAAAACCUUUAGUUUAUUUAUUUAUUUACAAAUAAAAAGAAAUUUAAGUACAAGGUCACCUUCUUACGUGUUCUCGUACAAGCUCAAAUAAAAUCCAGAGCUGCGGUUUCUAACUAAGCAGUGUCAAAAUGCCGAAAGUGAGGACAAACAGGGUCAAAUACCCGGAGGGAUGGGAGUUAAUCGAGCCUACGCUUCGCGAACUCGACGGGAAGAUGAGGGAAGCGGAACUUGAUCCGCAUGAUGGAAAGAGAAAGUGUGAGGCUCUGUGGCCUAUUUUCAAAAUCACACAUCAAAAGAGCCGAUAUGUUUAUGAUCUUUAUUAUAGAAGGAGUGAGAUAUCUAAGGAGCUUUAUGAGUUCUGCUUGGACCAAGGUUAUGGGGAUCGUAACCUAAUCGCUAAAUGGAAGAAGCCAGGAUAUGAACGACUGUGCUGUCUACGCUGCAUCCAGCCCAGGGAUCACAACUUUGGCACAACUUGUGUAUGCAGGGUUCCCAAGCAUUUGAGGGAAGAGAAGGUUGUUGAGUGUGUGCAUUGUGGUUGUGGAGGCUGUGCAAGUGGAGAUUGAUUGCCCAGGGAUCACAACUUUGGCACAACUUGUGUGUGCAGGGUUCCCAAGCAUUUGAGGGAAGAGAGGUUUGUUGAGUGUGUGCAUUGUGGUUGUGGAGGCUGUGCAAGUGGAGAUUGAUUGCUACUUUGUGUGAGCCUUCUUUUUUUAUGCUACAACCUUCUGCUUAUCUGAAGCCCAGGUGUGGCAUUUGUUGUAGUAACUAAUGUAGUACUCGAUGCAGAAAAAGAUACUCGGACGGCCACCUGAAGAAGAAUGAGACUUUUGUUGUAUUUAGUUAUGCUCGUCAUGAGCAGGCUGUGUUUUUCAGAGCCUACUUUUGUUUACUGAGAAACUGAAACUGAUAGCGUGUGCAACCAAAA